UCGCAGCUCGCGUCCUCCGGCCUCCAGCUCUACUGGGGCGCGGGGGCGGCCUCCGCAGCCCGCUCCCACCCUGGCGCUUUCGGGGGCGACCAUGGCGCGGGGACACGCCCCGCGGGACAGCUACCACCUGGUCGGGAUCAGCUUCUUCAUCCUGGGACUGGGCACCCUCCUUCCCUGGAACUUCUUCAUCACCGCCAUCCCGUACUUCCAGGCGCGCCUGACAGGGGUCAACAGCACGGCCAGGACCCUGAGCUCCAACCACACAGGCCCCACAGACACUUUCAGCUUCAACAACUGGGUGACGCUGCUGUCUCAGCUGCCCCUGCUGCUCUUCACCCUCCUCAACUCCUUUCUGUACCAGUGCAUCCCUGAGGCGGUGCGCAUUCUGGGUAGCCUGCUGGCCAUACUACUGCUCUUUGCCCUGACAGCAGCAUUGGUCAAGGUGGACAUGAGCCCUGGGCCCUUCUUUUCCAUCACCAUGGCCUCAGUCUGGUUCAUCAACUCCUUCUGUGCAGUGCUGCAGGGCAGCCUUUUCGGGCAGCUGGGCACCAUGCCGUCCACCUACAGCACCGUCUUUCUCAGCGGCCAGGGCCUUGCUGGGAUCUUCGCCGCCCUCGCCAUGCUCAUGUCCAUGGCCAGUGGUGUGGACGCCCAGACCUCUGCCCUGGGGUACUUCAUCACACCCUGUGUGGGCAUCCUCAUGUCCAUCAUGUGUUACCUGAGCCUGCCCCAUCUGGAGUUUGCCCGCUACUACCUCACCAAGAAGCCAUCACUGGUCCCAGCUCAGGAACUGGAGACCAAAGCUGAGCUCCUUCAGUCUGAUGAGAAGAAUGGGAUUCCCAGCAGCCCCCAGAAAACAGUCCUGACCCUGGAUCUUGACCUUGAGAAGGAGCCAGAGCCUGAGCCAGAUGAACCUCAAAAGCCAGAAAACCCUUCAGUCUUCACUGUCUUCCAGAAGAUCUGGCUGACGGCGCUGUGCCUUGUGUUGGUCUUCACAGUCACCCUGUCCGUCUUCCCGGCCAUCACAGCCAUGGUGACCAGCUCCACCGGCCCCGGGAAGUGGAGUCAGUUCUUCAACCCUAUCUGCUGCUUUCUGCUCUUCAACAUCAUGGACUGGCUGGGCCGGAGCCUAACUUCCUACUUCCUCUGGCCGGAUGAGGACAGCCGACUGCUGCCCCUGCUGGUGUGCCUGCGGUUCCUGUUCGUGCCACUCUUCAUGCUGUGCCAUGUGCCUGAGCGGGCACGGCUGCCCAUCCUCUUCCGGCAGGAUGCCUAUUUCAUCACGUUCAUGCUGCUGUUUGCCAUCUCCAAUGGCUACCUGGUGUCCCUCACCAUGUGCCUGGCGCCCAGGCAGGUGCUGCCACAUGAGAGGGAGGUGGCUGGUGCCCUUAUGACCUUCUUCCUGGCCCUGGGACUCUCCUGUGGAGCCUCCCUCUCCUUCCUCUUGAAGGCGCUGCUCUGAAGAGGCCAUCAGGGUCCACACAGCCCUCUUCUCAGGGCCCUUCUGGAGCUGAGACCGACACAGACAAAGGACAGACCGGACUUGGGCCUCUGCUGAGCUUGGGCCCUUCCCCUGCAGGUGGCCGGAAUGGGCAGAAGCUGCUCUCCAUCCUCAGCUGGUCACCAUUUGUGUUCUGCAGAAAACAGUCCACCAUGGGGCAUCCUGCCUCUCACCAGGGAUGGGCUGGGGUGCAGAGGAACAGGCUUCACCGGAGCGGGUGAUCAGGAAAAAGGGCACAGGGCCAGGGCCCUUCCUGCCAUGGGACUGCACCUGUUCAUCCCGAAGCCACUUGCUGAGCCUUGGGAGCAGAGCUGCCUACCAGAGGGGCAGUGAGGAUGUGGCUGAUAUGGCCUCCACCUCCAUUGUGAGAGGAAUGGGCAGGAGCUACCUCCACCCAAACUCUGGCGACCCUGUGGUCUCAUCCUUUCUACCCAGAGCAAAGGGUGCCGGGGAAGGUGUGGCGGGGUGAGGAUCUGAGGGUGCUCAAAGGACCAGGCUCUGACCCUCAAAACAGUGUUUUCAUGGCCAGCACUCCUGUCCUCACUCCCCUGAGCCCAGCUGGGCCUGGCUCCCAGAAUGGGCCUGGCUGCAUGUGUGGACCACACUUUACAGUUUGCAAAGGUUCUUCCCCCACCCUCCCUCCCCAAGCCUUACUGAGGCCCUGGAAGAAGCUGAGCAGAGAUUGUGUCUCCCCAUUGCACAGGUGGGGAAAGUGAGUCCCAGGAGGAGUGGUCCAUGGUAGAGCAGGGACACUGGCCCCAUCUCCCCACACCCUGCAGGUGCUAUUCCUCCUGCGUGUCACCUGCUUUUCCUUAAGGGGCUCGGGACAGAAGCCCUAAGCAUAUACUUCUCACCCCACUUCUCCGUCUGACCCUGCCCCCAGGUCUAAUUACAGCCCAUCGUUUGUAUGA
This is a messenger RNA of Chinchilla lanigera (long-tailed chinchilla), 2412 nucleotides long. It is a transcript of the gene Slc29a2, whose product is annotated as solute carrier family 29 (equilibrative nucleoside transporter), member 2. Gene Ontology annotation, cellular component: plasma membrane; basolateral plasma membrane. The record is from RefSeq and is a predicted model, not a curated record. The transcript is spliced from 12 exons. NCBI's taxonomy places the organism in Eukaryota, Metazoa, Chordata, Mammalia, Rodentia, Chinchillidae. The coding region runs from base 92 to 1462 and encodes 456 amino acids. Gene Ontology annotation, molecular function: nucleoside transmembrane transporter activity. Gene Ontology annotation, biological process: uridine transmembrane transport; hypoxanthine transport; thymine transport.